Aphis gossypii (cotton aphid) is the source of this 1281-nucleotide messenger RNA. Its product is annotated as E3 SUMO-protein ligase ZBED1-like. The transcript has a single exon. Bases 1 to 1281 code for a protein of 426 amino acids. The record is from RefSeq and is a predicted model, not a curated record. Lineage: Eukaryota; Metazoa; Arthropoda; Insecta; Hemiptera; Aphididae.
AUGUCUACAUCCUCUCUAAAUACACCAUCAUCAUCAAAUGCUUUCACCAUAAUGCAAGCAUCAACUUCUAUUCCGAAAAAAAUACAAACGUCUGUUAUUGGUUAUUUACCAAAAAAACUAUCUGUAGAUGCAAAAAAAAAGUUAGAUCAAACGCUAUUAAAACUUUUUGUUAACGAUUUCCAACCUUUUAAGGUUGUUGAAGAUUCAGGUUUCAAACAAUUUGUAAAAAUCUUGAAUCCUAAUAAUGAGUUGCCAAAUUGUCAUACAAUAUCCAAAGAACUCAUUCCAGCUAUGUAUGAAAAAUGUUUAGGGGAGAUUAAAAGCUUGAGCUUGACAUCAACUGUUGAAAGUGCUUGUUUGACGACAGAUUGUUGGACAUCUAGAAACAAUGAAAGUUUUAUGGCCAUUACAAUACAUUUUAUUGACACUGAACUUGAACUAAAAUCUAUGUUUAAACGAAUAUUCGAAUCAUGGGAAUUAACUAAAAAAAAUACAUUUGCAGUUUCUGAUAACGCAUACAACAUAAAAAAUGCCCUUAAUAACUUAGGUUUAAAGAAUAUGGGCUGUUUUGCACAUACAAUGUAUCUUAUAGUCCAGUCUGCGCUCACUUUAGAAGAAGACCUGAUAAACAAAACAAAAAAUAUUGUUUCUCACUUUAAAAAAAGUACAGUAGCCAACAAUUCAUUCAAAACCUACCAAUUAAAUAAUGGUAUAAAAAAUCCAAAAAAAUUAAUUCAGGAUGUCUCUAUUAGAUGGAAUUCAACAUUUUACAUGGUAUGCAGAUUUGUCGAGUUAGAAACCUUUCUUUUUCGUGGUACUUUGGGUUUACUUAAUAAUGCUCCUGAAAAUCUUCGGCCAGAAGAAUGGUCUAUUUUGAAAGAUCUUAUUAAAGUAUUGAAGCCCUUUGAAGAAUCUACUGAAGCUAUAAGUGGACAAAAAUACAUAACUGCGUCAUUAGUAAUAGUAAUUGUUCAAAGACUCUUUAAAGUUUAUAAUAGCUUAAGAAAAACUAACCUGGCACCAAGAGUUUUACAUGUGGUUGAUAAACUUAUAGCUAAUAUGAAUGAAAGAGACGGAUUUAAAAAUUUAGAAAAAAGUAAAACUCUUUCAAGAUGCACAUUUCUUGACCCACGAUUUAAACACAUUCCAUUUAACCAUAAUGAUACUCUAUUGAAUACUACGAAAAAUGAUUUAAUAGAAAAAACGGCAAACAUUGUUUGUAGCAAAUAUACCGAAGAGUAUGAAUCAGUAAGUUUGGCAGAUGUUAAUAACCUAACCUAA